Messenger RNA from Hyaloscypha bicolor E, 2084 nucleotides. Its product is annotated as acetyl-CoA synthetase-like protein. Lineage: Eukaryota; Fungi; Ascomycota; Leotiomycetes; Helotiales; Hyaloscyphaceae. The coding region runs from base 255 to 2084 and encodes 609 amino acids. Gene Ontology annotation, molecular function: long-chain fatty acid-CoA ligase activity; long-chain fatty acid transmembrane transporter activity. The record is from RefSeq and is a predicted model, not a curated record. The transcript has 4 exons.
AGGACUGGGACAAUUGGCAGUUCGUUUGGCCAAUUGAAAAGAGGGGAGAAACGUCUCCUGAGAUGGCUCUCGGUUAGUCAGAAGCCUAUUUUGAGGCCGAAAUGUCGACCAAGGACGACGAAGCUGUUGAGACCAAUUCCGAAGGAUUUUAUUACGCUCCGGUCUAACAAUUGGUGAUUCAGAACCGUUAGCUAACAUGAUGCCUGUCAAUAGUUACAGCAGCAGCCGUUGCUGCCAGCACAGUCUUGGGAGGAAUGUACCUUGACGGAAAGUACGCAUUGAGGAAAGAUAUAUAUGCCUUAAGACGAGAAAAAGCUAUCAUAAAGUUGUACAUGAAAGCUGUUGCUCAGAAACGAAUAUCUCUUUACUACUUCUUCGAAAACGCCGUCAAGCGAGUUCCAAACAACGAGUGUAUCUGGAGCAGAGAAGGCUGCUAUACCUGGACCCAGACCUACGACCGAGCUAACCAAUACGCUCAAUGGUUCUUAUCACAAGGAGUGAAGCCUCACGAUUAUGUUGCCUUUUAUCUGACGAAUUCCCCAGACUUUAUAUUUGCUUGGCUAGGACUUUGGGCCAUUGGGGCAGCCCCUGCUAUGAUCAACUAUAACCUUACUGGAAAAGCACUGAUUCAUUGUUUGAAAGUCAGUGGAGCAACUGUGCUGUUGGUAGAUGAAGAUCCGACCUUGGUGGCAAGAAUUGAAGAAGCACGAGCUCAAAUUGAGCGGGAGUUGGGGAUGCAGAUCCGUGUCGUCGAUUCAGAAAUCAAGAAGGGAAUCAGCAGUCAAGAGACUGAGAGAGCACCAGAUGUUUACCGGGAAGUGGUGCAAGGUAAUUGGCCUAUGGCAAUGUUUUAUACCAGUGGGACGACUGGGAUGCCCAAAGGAGUUCCUUUUCAAAUGGAUAGAGGAUUCCCGCAAGGAGGAUCGAAAGCCGCAGGCUACAGUUGGAUUGAAGACGAUGACAGAUGGUACCAAUGCAUGCCUAUGUACCACGGUACUGGAGGAGUGAUGGCGAUCGCGGUCAUGAUGAUAGGUGUCACGCUCUGCAUCGGCAAAAGAUUCAGCACCUCAAAAUUCUGGAGCGAGGUGCACGAUUCAAGAGCAACAUGGAUCACAUAUGUUGGAGAAACCGCUCGCUAUCUUCUCGCAACUCCUCCUUCACCCCUUGACCGCGAUCACCAGGUCCGAUGUAUGUAUGGAAACGGACUACGUCCCGACGUGUGGCUCAAAUUCCGAGAUCGAUUCGGAGUCCCUGAAGUUCUCGAGUUCUUCAAUUCAUCUGAGGGCGUCUUUGGAUUAGCGGUUCAUUGCAGAGGGGAUUAUUUCGCUACCUGUGUGGGACAUCACGGUGCGAUCUUGAGGCACCAAUAUAGAAAUGUUAUUGUGCCUGUCCUUAUCGACCAGGCUUCUGGAGCAAUUGCCAGAGACCCGAAUACGGGUUUUGCUUAUCGACAACCAUACGAGAAAGGUGGAGAGAUUAUUGUCCAAGUUCCAGAUGUCAAGAAUUUUGCUGGUUAUUACAAUAAUCCAGAAGCAACGAUGAAGAAAUUCGAGAGAGAUGUGUUCAAGAAGGGUGAUCUGUGGUAUAGGAGUGGGGACGCGCUACGAAGAACUCCUGAUGGCCGCUGGUUUUUCAUGGAUCGACUAGGAGAUACUUUCAGAUGGAAAGGGGAAAAUGUGAGCACUGCCGAAGUUGCGGAGGUACUUGGGAAAUAUCCCGGCGUUGUCGAGGCUAACGUGUACGGUGUAUCACUGCCCUCACACGACGGCAGAGCUGGUUGUGCGGCUGUUUAUAUUGAUCCCUCUGUUAAGAAGCAUUUCGAUUUCGCUGGCUUCUUGAAGCACUCGAGGACACACCUUCCUAGAUACGCCGUACCACUGUUCCUCCGGAUCGUCAGAGAAAUGACGCCAAUUCACAACAACAAGCAGAACAAGGUUCCAAUGCGAGAAGAAGGCGUCGAUCCAGCUAAGGUAAAGCCGCAUGAUAAGGUGUUGUGGAUUGACGAAAAGGGAAGGGGACAUACAUAUGUCGACUUCCAUGUAGACCACUGGGAAGAUUUAAAGCUCGGGAGAGCUCAACUAUAG